AAAGGGCGUUUGUCAACUUGCUCGUUCAUGCCCCCUCUCUGCCUUUUAUGGCACGCGACCGACUCCAUUGAUGUACUGUACAUCACCCCUACCCCUCUCCCUCUCUCUUUCUUGAUCUCUUGUUGAUUUCUUCUCCCUUCUCGUCCAGCCAGGUGAUCUGAUCUCAAAGGAAUAGAGAAACCGCGCAAGCAUUUUCCAUUUUCUUCCCCAAAAAAAAUAUAAAUUGUUCGAACAGUACUCUCCAAAAGUCUUGCCGAGGCUGCAAUUCAGGAGUGGUUGGCUCGGAAAAGAUUCUUUAUAUCAGGUGUGGGUUUGUGUUUAAGGACUAUUGCUGUCCUGUUUCAACGCCCGUUUGGUUGUCUGGGGCAAAGGAAGGAAGCAAGCCCCUUUUUGCUUCUUUCCUGCACUACAGCUUGAGGUGCUGGUUGCAGAAAAACGAUUUUCAGCUGCCUUGGAUUCCCAGAUUGUGAAUUUCAUUUUCACCCUUUAGUGUUUUUGAAAUUUAGUGAGAAUUAGGGUUUCCCAAGCUAUUUAGCUCACUUGUCAGACUUUUCUGUUUGGGUUGAACUUCAAAGAAAGUAGUUUAUGGAUAAGGAUAAAGCUUCAGGUCAUGGAGGGAGUUCAUUGCCGCCUCCGUUCGGGAGAUCUCCAGUUUUCUCACCGCCUAGUAGUAAUAUGAGUGCAAAGUCUGAGCCUGCUGGAUGUUUCAAUUUGCCUCCAUUGGGACCUCAUGCGGGUGCUUCAGAAGCAGGCCAUUAUGGCGUUGGGAUGCAAUCAGAGUCUAGUCAGUUUAGUCAUGAUAUCAGCUCCAUGCCUGAUAACCCACCAAAGAAUUUGGGCCACCGGCGUGCACAUUCAGAGAUUCUAACACUCCCUGAUGAUAUCAGUUUUGAUAGUGAUCUUGGCAUUGUUGGUGGAUUUGAUGGCCCAUCCCUGUCAGAUGAGACCGAGGAGGACCUUCUCUCUAUGUACCUUGACAUGGAUAAGUUGAAUUCACUGUCUGCAACUUCUUCAUUCCAAGCCGGUGAGUCAUCUUCUUCAGCAGCUAUGGCUCCAGGGUCAUCUCAAACUCCAGCAUUUGGAUCAUCGGGUCAACCUGUUGAGAAUAUUUCUCAUGCUGUUAGUGAGAGGCCAAGAGUUCGACAUCAGCACAGCCAGUCUAUGGAUGGUUCCACAACUAUAAAUACAGAAAUGCUUGCAUCAGGCUCAGGAGAUCCAUCACCAGCUGAUUUAAAAAAAGCCAUGUCUGCUGCCAAGCUUGCUGAGCUUGCUGUUAUGGACCCAAAACGUGCAAAGAGGAUUUGGGCCAACAGGCAAUCUGCCGCUAGAUCAAAGGAAAGGAAAAUGAGAUAUAUUGCUGAGCUUGAAAGAAAGGUCCAGACUCUUCAAACAGAAGCCACCUCAUUGUCUGCUCAGUUGACCCUUCUGCAGAGGGACACAAAUGGCUUGACUGCCGAAAACAGUGAACUUAAAGUGCGCCUGCAAACAAUGGAACAACAAGUGCACUUGCAAGAUGCCUUAAAUGAUGCCCUGAAAGAAGAGAUACAACAUCUAAAAGUCUUGACUGGUCAAGGUGUUGGUAAUGGUGGACCUAUAAUGAACUUCCCUCCAUCCUAUGGAGCAAACCAGCAGUUCUAUCACAACAACCAUUCCAUGCACACAUUGCUAACAACACAACAGUUCCAGCAGCUCCAAAUACACUCACAAAAGCAGCAGCAACAACAUCAGCAGCAGCAGCAGCAUCAAUUUCACCAAAUGCAACAACUUAGAUCUCCAGCACAACAGCAGCAACAACAACAACAGCAGCAGCAGGAACAACAUUUGCACAAACCCGAAGUUUCUAGGGGAGUUUGAUUUGAACUUAAAUUCCUUUGUCGCCCAUGAGUCUAUGAAGAUGAACUUUUUAUAGCUUGAUGUAGGAAUGUGAUCUUCGGCAUUAAGCUUUUGACCUGAGGACACAUUGGCAUUCUAAGCCAAUAUGUGAGAGUGUGGCUCAAUGGAGACUUGAAGCUGAGAAAGUCAUCGUCAACGAGGGCUCAAAUGGCUUUCAGAUGGAUGUACUGCUUUGAAGGACUAAUGAUGUAAAGCAUUAUAGUUUGUUGGAAUCUGUCACAUGGCAUGUUUCAGUUGGUUUGUGUUUAUCUCCAAUGUAUGUUCAUUCUAGUACAGUACUUCAUAGGAUCCCAUUUUAUUUUAGUUUAUUAAAUUUGCAAAAAUUCUUCAUUUGACUUGAUUCCCCCUUUUUUUAAAACAUCCUCAGUGUUAAUCUUGUACUGG
Molecule: messenger RNA, 2277 nt
Organism: Cuscuta campestris
Lineage: Eukaryota; Viridiplantae; Streptophyta; Magnoliopsida; Solanales; Convolvulaceae
Source: the annotation of a GenBank genome assembly